Sitophilus oryzae (rice weevil) is the source of this 2603-nucleotide messenger RNA. It is a transcript of the gene RhoGAP54D, whose product is annotated as rho GTPase-activating protein 19. Bases 310 to 2496 code for a protein of 728 amino acids. The record is from RefSeq and is a predicted model, not a curated record. Gene Ontology annotation, cellular component: cytoplasm. Gene Ontology annotation, biological process: regulation of small GTPase mediated signal transduction; signal transduction. Gene Ontology annotation, molecular function: GTPase activator activity. The transcript has 8 exons. NCBI's taxonomy places the organism in Eukaryota, Metazoa, Arthropoda, Insecta, Coleoptera, Curculionidae.
AUCUUCCAGGUACCAGGGCUGGUAUAUUUAGUUGCCUAGUUGUAGUUCUGUCAAAAAAGAAAAUACGAAUGUCAUAUGUCAUGUCAUUUGUCAUUUUAAAGUUGAAGUUUUCAAACGAUAACGUUUUUCGUUGUUUACUUUUAUAUUUUAUUAGUAUUUUCAGAGAAUUUUAAUACGUCUGCUUAAAGAAAUUACCCGAAGAUGAUUAUUUUAUCAGUUUUUGAGGAUUUAACAUGGAUUUAACCUCAAAUUUUUAUUAGCCGUUUAACAAUUUUUCAUAGAAGCAUUUACUAGGAAAACUCUAGGAAAAUGCAUUCUCCUGAAAACUGGACAGAUGACGAAGAUUUUGUUGAACAUUUUAAAAAAGAACAUAACGAGCAGUUCUAUGUUCUUGUUAAAAUGCAUUUAUCUUUUUUACUUCAUAUGCCUACCGAAGAAUCUGAUGUAAUCAAUGAAAAACAUAAAUUAAAAAAAUGGAAUGUUGUACCGUUUGGAAAGAAAUCUAGAAAUAGAAAUAUAACUGAAGGGACGUUUGUUUCUAACGAUUUGCUUAAUCAAGUUUAUCAAUUAAUACAUUUUAUUAAAGGAGAAGAAAAAUUAAAGACUGUGGGUAUAUUUCGGCGUACUGGUUCAGUUGAACGUCAAAACGAAUUAAAAAAUUUAUUACAGCAAGGAUGCACUAUUAAUUUUGACGAGAAUAAUUAUACAGUUCAUGACUGUGCAUCAGUAUUGAAAGGCCUGUUAGCUGAAUUACCAGAGCCUUUAACAAACGAUACCCAGUUUCCAAUUUAUUGUCAAAUUAUGGAAUCUUAUGAUUUGAGUGAUAUUAUUCACCAAUUUAAAGUACUGCAGUGCUUGCAACUUCUUUUUCUCUUACUGCCUAAAGAACACAAGGAUUUUUUAAGAGAUCUAUUUGGUUUAUUAAAUAAAGUAACUCGAUAUGAGGAUGCUAACAAGAUGUCUGCUGACAAUUUAGCUAAAUUGUUCACACCACACUUAUUAUGUCCUAGAAAAUUAUCACCUGAAAUGUUACUGAAGGAAUCUCAGGCUUUAUUUGGAUUAGUUGCUUUUAUGAUUAAAAGAUAUAAAGAGCUUUUUAAAGUGCCUGGACAAUUAAUGUUAGAUUUUCGAUUGCAUUAUGACCAGAAAAAUGCACUUAAUGAAUCUGUAAAAGGAGCAGCACAUACAGUAUUUACUUUUGUUGAUAAUAAACUGACAGCCAAAGAGAAUGAAGAAAAUGUUACGGAGACUGCUUUAGCUCAACUGUACGCUCAUAUACAAAGUCUACCAGAAAGCUCUAAGAAACGUAAAUUAGUCAAACAAUUUAAUAAAGAAAAUGGACAGGGAACGCCUUUACAAGUUCUUAGAAGUUCAGUUCCAAAAAAUAAAAGUUUUGGAGAUUCAAUUAAAAAGCAUAUGUUUCAUAAAAAGCUGAUAAAAAAUAUGAAAAAAUCCGGAUUUUCGCAGCUUAAAAGUGCAAGCAGUGAAGAAAUUUUGAAUAGCCCCCCUUUACAAAGAAAGGCGUCCAGGGGGCGACUCUUUUGCCAUAAUAACGACAGCAGUUCUGAGACCGAGGACCAUGUGAAACCGAAGCGUCUGAAAGAAUAUCUCGGGGAUUCUGCGGAAAGAACUAGAAGUAAAAGCGAUUCAGAUAUCAGCCUGGGUGACGUUCCUGGGAUCUCUGGUCCAUAUUUAACUAGCACCCCAGCAUGUAGGCCACCCUUACUAAGCUACAGGAAUGAUGUCUUUACGCCGGAAAAUGAAAAUAGAAGGAGUAUGUCGCCCAUAACCAGGUCGGCUCAGAGAAUGCCCAGAGCUAUGCAGGAAACAAUGAUGACUCCUAGAAGUAGAAAACCCGUCCUUUUGGUAUCAGGAACCAAUAUUAAUAACUUGGCCAAGAUGUCUCCAAAUCUACAACCUGAAGUUAUGGAAGGCACUGGAACAAUAUGCAACACCCCUCUUGUCCUAGAAAAGGGGUUAAAACGACCUCUAGAACGAUCAGUUGCAUCAACUUCUUUUGAUGUUACACAAAGCCAAGAUGGAUUUGUUGAUACGAUACCAGACAAUACAAGAAAACAAUUUACCAAAUCUAAAAGUGAUGGCGAUUUGAGCUUGAAUCGCGAAAUUUCCAAAGUGCCAAAGAUGAACAAAACUGACAGUCCCAAGUCUUUAACUACAACUUUUAAAAGGUACCUGACCAGUAGAAAUAUUGAAGCUGAUGACUCGCUGUCGGAUUCGAGCUUCUCGAGUCGUUCAGAUGAUUUCCAGUCUUACACAGAACUGCACACUGAUCCCAGUAAUAGUUAUAAGGAAAAUGUUAGUGCCGUUAAUAGUGGUAAUCAAGAAUAUUACAAUGAAAAUAUUAGUGAUUCUUUAUUGUAUAUUCUUGACGGAAACUAUCCUGAUGAUGUCGGCGAAGGUGGAAAAGAAUUAGUGCUGAAACCGAGACAGUUUGAUAAGGAUGGAAAACCUACUGUAUUUGAGACAUCAUUUUAAAGACAUUGACCAAACUAGUAUGUGAUUUAUAGAAAUAAUAAAUACAUUCUGUUUUUUGGUAAUUUAUUGAAACAAAUAUAUUUUAAUUUUGUGGUGCUGUCAUUGAU